Messenger RNA from Salvelinus fontinalis (brook trout), 3636 nucleotides. RefSeq names its product hspb associated protein 1 (gene hspbap1). The transcript has 8 exons. The record is from RefSeq and is a predicted model, not a curated record. The coding region runs from base 180 to 1709 and encodes 509 amino acids. Lineage: Eukaryota; Metazoa; Chordata; Actinopteri; Salmoniformes; Salmonidae. Gene Ontology annotation, molecular function: 2-oxoglutarate-dependent dioxygenase activity.
ACCCGUUGUCAUCCAUGUUGGUCCCUUCCUCAAUAGAUGGUAACGUGAUUUUCAGCCCUUAUUGAGUCGGAAUGCCCCCCAGUUUAGCAUUACCGUAUCCUUGGAAAAAGAGUCGCUCACAUGAGUUUUGUUUACUUCCUCUCUGAUUUGUUCGUGGACGUGUAAAGAAAGGCCCAGCUAUGACCCCCAAGCCAUUCAGCCCAGAAGAGAUCCAGAGGAUCCUGGGAUCUCUCCAGAGGCCUGCCGUCUUCCUCAACAUUACCUGUGAUUGGCCAGUGCUCCUCUGGACUGUAGACCACCUGUCACGAUGCCUUGGAGGGAAGGCUGUCCGGUUCAGAAUGGGAAGGAGACAGCAUGAAAAGAAGACACCUCUUUUUGAGACUCAAUGCUCAUAUGUAGAUGCCAAACUGGAGGAGUUUCUGUCCUGGACAGAGGGUCAGACUGGUGCAGAAGAUGUGGGGUGUUUCUCGAACUACCCCCUCUCUCUGUACUGGGCCUAUGCAGACUACAAAUACAUUGCACUGCUGCUCCAAGAAAAGCCCUCCAUGUUUGAGGACGUAGUGUGGUCUCAGUUUGGGUUCCCGGGUCGUAACGGGAGAGACAGCACACUGUGGAUUGGUACAGAAGGUGCCAAUACCCCGUGCCACCUGGACUCCUAUGGGUAUAACCUGGUACUACAGGUACAAGGAAGGAAGCGUUGGCACCUGUUCCCCCCUGCAGACACGAGUUGUCUGUACCCCAGCAGGAUCCCCUAUGAGGAGUCUAGUGUGUUCAGCCAGGUGGACGUGCUCCAACCAGACCUCCAGAGGUUCCCUGCCUUCAGACACGCCAGGGCCUACACAGUCACCCUGCAGCCUGGACAGGUGCUGUUUGUCCCCAGACACUGGUGGCACUAUGUGGAGUCUAUUGACCCCAUCACCGUCAGUGUCAACUCCUGGAUUGAGUUGGAAGUUGAUGAUGAGGCGAGAGUAGGCGAGGCCCUCACCAAAGCCAUCGUUUGUGCUCUGAAGACGACACCUAGUAACGACAAUGAUGAUGACUGGCUCAAUCCCACUGAGGAGGGGUUGGUGGGACAUGACGAGAACAUGCAGUACCUGAACCUGGCUGUGGGGGCCUGCAUGGAGAAGAGAGGGAUAGCAAGUCACCGUGACCAACAGACCCAGGACACCCCAGCAUGUCCAAGGGCAAAACGUGACUCCAGGGGCCAAGCUAAGAACACCAGCUCUUCAUCACCACCAGCAGAGUACCUUUCCUCCUCUUACACACCAUCCACCAUGCCCUUCGGCCCUCACCUCAUCCCUGUGGCCUGGAACCAGAUCACCAACCAGGAAACUACAGAGCAGAACCCCAAAAACCAAGACAGAACGUCACCAUCCAGAGACUGUGACAUAAUCAGGUCUUGCAGCGUAACCCAAAACACCCCUCCCACACCUGUCAGUGGGAGUAGAGCCCAGCACCAGCAUGGAGGGGAAAGCAUGUCCAGCUCCGGUUCAGCCUCAGACCCCCUACUGUUACCACAGCCAGGGUGCAGAGAUGGAGGAAGGCCACCACCUGGGGACAGAGACCAGGGCAAUGGUGACAGAGCACACUGCCCUGUUGCCAUCACCACCAACGACCUACUGCAGUGCCUGGUUCACCCUGAGGUCAUUGCUAGAGUCUCUGAGCUACUGAUGGAGAGAGUCCGGUCAGGGACAGCCACAACACCAUAGCUUCAUAAUCUACAUUCCAACGUUCAUUCUAGUAUGCUACUGAGAUUGAAUGCCAAAAUACAUUGCUUCAUUCUAAGUGCUAAGCUAGUAUGGAUAUUGCAACAGAGCCUAACAAGUAGAUUGUACGUAACUUCCCCCAAUUGUUAAAAAUGGGGAAAGGAGUCAUCAUCAGUAAGUCUAUAGAGUUUAACUGGGUUCAGUUGACUUGACGGCUGAGGUAGUCAAGGUGGAGCAUAUCAUAGUAUUAAUACCUCUGACACUGGCUAUUAUUUCCCCUAAUGCUGCUGGGAGUCUCUGGCUACGUCCCAAAUGGCACCUUGUUCCCUAUAUAGUGCACUACUAUUGACCAGAACGGCUUGAUGAUAAGGCGAGAGUAGAACGGUCCUGGUCAAAAGUAGUGCACUAUAUAGGGAAUAGGGUGCCAUUUGUGACGCAAGCCUCUGUGGAGUUAACAGUGAUUCAGAAACCACUGAAUGAACGGCCAUGCUCUGCAGUGCCCACAUGGGAAAUCCUGCCUGGCUGAUAGUUAUUCCAAAGUGUCAGAGAAGGGAAAACGGAAAGAGGUUUCACACUUUUUUCUAUAUUUUCUUACCCUCCUGCUCCUCCUUUUUCUACCCCAUCUACACUGAGUGUACAAAACAUUAUGAACACUUGCUCUUUCCAUGACAUAGACUGACCAGGCUGAUCCAGGUGAAAGCUAUGAUCCCUUAUUGACGUUUUGGACACCUUGUAGAGUCCAUGCCCAGACGAAUUGAGUCUGUGCUAAGGGCAAAAGGGGUUGCAACUCAAUAUUAGGAUGGUGUUCCUAAUGUUUUAGACACUCAGUGUAUAUGGUUUACACUGAGUGUAGUAUGUUAUAGUCUUGGCGACUCCAUGAGGUCAAAUCCAAGUCAAGAGCAUUUCUUCCAUUCUUACCAUGUUUGUAGUCUUGUGAAAUUAGACAUUUAUUUUCUACCUAUGCCGAGCAAAUAGCGCUCCAAAAUAGCACUGAAAAUGUAACUUUGUAUAAUCCUUGUAAUAAUAACAGUGAUAGCUAGUAUUUCUCAGAUGUCGGCUACAUUUUCUGCCUUCCCCUCCCCAGCUGGUAGGUUCUGUUUGCGUCCAGGGGCUCUGGUCUGAAGUGGAAGGACUAUAUAGGGAAUCGGGUACCAGUUGGGGUGAAGAUGUUAGAAAGGCAGGCUGUUAUGGUAUUGUGAUUAAUGAAUGCUGUCUAAGGAGUGAUGAUGUGAUAUGUCCCAGUUACCAGGAAGUGAUGUGUUAUUUUUCUGUCUCUCUAUAAUCCUGGGUCUGUGACAAGGGAAGGAAACCAAAGUUCUGAAUGAAUAUAUUCUAGAAACAUGUAAGCGCCACCAACAAUGAGGUAGUCCUGCAAAAACGUAAGAGUAGCAAGCUUUCAGAAACCCAUCAGAAAUAAAAGUAUCAUAUUCAGAGAAAUGUACACAUUUUUAUUUACGUACAAGAGUACAAUUAGAGUAAAAUGGUUCCCAGGAGUGGAAUGUUUUAUGAAGGUCUAUCUAUCAAAUGAUUAGGACACACUAGACAUUUUUCCCUGACUCAUAGUUUGUCAUUUGAAUGAGGCUUAUUUAGUUAAGUCUACUCCAGUAUUUGUCUCAGGUAGCCAGUCUAAAGAGCAGGGAUGGAAAUUAAUCUAGGCCACUAGUAAAAAUUGUUCUACUAGACCAGCUGUCUAGUACCCAAAAUCCUUAAGUUUCAUGCCUGCUAAAGAAGGACCUUUUUCACAAUGUUCUGUAAUUGUAAUUAGAGACAGAAUGCUGUAAUUGUAACAAAACUGUAAUUGUAAACUACAAGAGUCCGUUGUUUUCCUCUUCAUCUUUGAACAUCAUUGUAAACAGGGGACUUCAGAUCAUUUUACUAUGUACAGUAACAUUUGAUAAAUUCACAAAAACAAUAUACAGCAUUUCAACAA